This is a messenger RNA of Cucurbitaria berberidis CBS 394.84, 1590 nucleotides long. RefSeq names its product Saccharopine dehydrogenase. The record is from RefSeq and is a predicted model, not a curated record. NCBI's taxonomy places the organism in Eukaryota, Fungi, Ascomycota, Dothideomycetes, Pleosporales, Cucurbitariaceae. Bases 82 to 1500 code for a protein of 472 amino acids. Gene Ontology annotation, cellular component: cytoplasm. Gene Ontology annotation, molecular function: saccharopine dehydrogenase activity. The transcript has 5 exons.
AUUCCGAUCGGACUCGACUGAAAAGUAUAACCUUUGACAACUUUUCUUGCAUCCUCACCCUCAAAUCUCAAAUCAACCAAAAUGGAGGCUCUUACCAACAAGUUUCAGAAUGUUCUCGAUAGCGUUAGUGGCGCUACGACCGGAGCGUACAGUGGAAAAUCUGCACUUCUACUUGGUGCCGGCUUUGUCACUCGACCAACUGUAGAGGUUCUCGCAAAGUCGGGCGUCAAGGUCACUGUCGCCUGCAGGACUCUUGAGAAGGCUCAGGCCUUGGCCAAGGGCAUUCCCAACACCCAGGCGAUCAGCCUCGAUGUCAACAACGCUGAAGCCCUCGAUGCUGAAGUCGCAAAGGUCGAUGUCGUUAUCAGCUUGAUCCCGUACACCUACCACGCAACCGUCAUCAAGUCCGCCAUCCGCAAGAAGAAGGAUGUCGUUACCACCUCGUAUGUCUCGCCCGCAAUGAUGGAGCUUGACGCAGCUGCAAAGGAGGCCGGCAUCACCGUGUUCAACGAGAUUGGUGUUGACCCGGGCGUCGACCAUCUCUCUGCCGUGCUCGUCAUCGACGAGGUACACAAGGCCGGAGGCAAGAUCCUGUCGUUCAAGUCCUACUGCGGUGGUCUUCCUGCACCUGAGGCCUCAGAUAACCCCCUUGGAUACAAGUUCUCGUGGAGCUCGCGUGGUGUGUUGCUGGCACUGAGGAAUCAGGCCAAGUUCUACGAGGACGGCAAGAUCAAGGAGGUUGAGGGCCCGGAGCUCAUGGCUGAGGCAAAGCCGUACUUCAUUUACCCUGGCUAUGCUUUCGUGGCCUACCCCAACCGCGACUCAACACCCUACAAGGAGCGCUACAAUAUCCCCGAGGCUCAGACUAUCAUCCGCGGUACUCUGCGGUACCAGGGCUUCCCUGAGUACAUCAAGUGCUUAGUCGACAUUGGCUUCCUAUCCGAGGACCCCAAGGACUUCCUCAAGGAGGGAGAGAAGCGCACCUGGAGGGACGCGACUGCGAAGGUAGUUGGUGCAACCAGCGACAAGGAUGAGGACAUCAUCUGGGCCAUUGCCUCGAAGACCAAGUUCGCCAGCACCGAAGAGAAGGAGCGCAUCAUCACAGGUCUCCGCUGGAUCGGUCUCCUCUCCGACGAGCCCAUCAUCCCACGUGGCAACCCGCUCGACACACUCUGCGCUACUCUCGAGAAGAAGAUGCAGUAUGAGGAGGGCGAGCGCGACUUUAUCAUGUUGCAGCACAAGUUUGAAAUCGAGAACAAGGACGGCAGCAGGGUAACGCGCACAUCAACUUUGGCAGAGUACGGUGACCCUAAGGGCUACUCGGCGAUGGCCAAGUUAGUUGGCGUGCCGUGCGCCGUUGCAGUACAACAAGUUCUUGAUGGAACACUCAGCGAGAAGGGUGUUCUAGCGCCUAUGAGCCCCGAAAUCUGCAGGCCGUUGUUGAAGACGCUGGAGGAGAAGUAUGGGGUCCACUUCACAGACAAGACCGUUCCAGCAUAAAUCCGGGUGCGAGGUAUGCUACCGCAAGCUUAGAGUAAAGGUGCCUGGGCUAUGACAUGUAAACAAAAGAAUACAAGAUAAUAACUCAAU